Molecule: messenger RNA, 2322 nt
Organism: Arachis duranensis
Lineage: Eukaryota; Viridiplantae; Streptophyta; Magnoliopsida; Fabales; Fabaceae
Exons: 8
Coding region: 439-1377 (312 amino acids)
Molecular function (GO): O-methyltransferase activity; S-adenosylmethionine-dependent methyltransferase activity
Source: RefSeq, a predicted model, not a curated record
ACCGCAAUAUGUAUAUCGGAUCCAGGAACACCCUACCUCAAAGCUUGUUAGCUGCACAAACAAGACACUCCACAGAUACCAAAGUUGAAUAGAGGCUGAACCAAGUUGCAACUUGCAAGUCAUCUGUGUUCCUCCCAACCUUGAUAUGUACAAUAUAAUUUCUUAACUCCAAACCACAUUUAUUGUUUAUUAUAAAUCUGAUUGGUUGAGAAUAUGAGAACACUGAUGUUCCGCUAAAGUAUGAAACGCUUCCAUAUAAGAUCCAGUUCAAGCUUAACCUUCAGCUAUAGUUACAGGAUAAAUUAGUAACUUCUGCUGGUCUAAUUUUAGUGCCAACCACCUGUUUGUAGAAUUGCCCCACAGGGAAAAAGAGAGCUUUAGGAAAAUAGGUUGCUACUAUACCAUUCCACUAGGUUGUAUCUUAUAGCAAAUAGGAGCAUGAGUUUGAUGCUUCAUCACGUAUCAAUGCUGCCACAUGAGGCUGUAUCUUGUAAACUGAGGCUUGCUGGAGCAUUAGCAAGAUCUCAUUCCUUUUCUGCAUCUUGUUCUGUCACCAAUAGAGCAAUCCAUUGCACCCCAGAAAGGUGGAGCUGCAGUGGCAGUUGUAUUGGAGUUAGUAUUAGUAGUAGUAGAUGCAACUACCAAGGGAAAAGGCUUGUUAGAAGCUGCUCCACCACCAGUGACUUUGUAAUUGCUGGUGACGAAAGUUAUGGCAACAAGCAGGUUGUUAGUCUCACUCCGCGCUUGUAUGACUAUGUGCUAAAAAAUGUUAGAGAACCUGAGAUUUUAAGGCAACUGCGCGAGGAGACAGCCUCUAUGCGUGGAAGUCAGAUGCAGGUAUCUCCUGAUCAGGCACAAUUACUUGCAAUGCUUGUGCAGACUCUUGGAGCCGAAUGGUGCAUUGAAGUCGGUGUUUAUACUGGUUACUCAUCACUGGCCAUAGCAUUAAUCCUGCCAGAAUCAGGUCGUUUGGUUGCAUGUGAAAGAGACGCCAAAUCUCUUGAUAUUGCCAAGAAGUACUAUCACCUAGCUGGUGUUUCACAUAAGGUGGAUGUAAGACUUGGACUUGCAGUGGAUUCCCUAGAAUCUUUAAUAUUGAACGGUGAAUCAGGAAGUUAUGAUUUUGCAUUUAUUGAUGCUGAGAAAAGGAUGACUGAGAAAUAUUUUGAACUGCUACUGCAACUGGUGAGGGUUGGAGGUCUUAUAGUAAUUGAUAAUGUUCUUUGGCAUGGGAAAGUUGCUGAUCCGCUGGUAAAUGACCCAAAAACUAUCAGCAUUAGAAAUUUCAAUCGAAGGUUAAUGGAAGACAAGCGUGUAAGCAUCAGUAUGGUAGGUUCAUACCAAUUUUUUUCUUCCAUCACUGAUGCACUUUCAUAGUGAUUCUUUAAAAGCGGUUACUUCCAUGAAGACAUCUUUGUGUGAAGAUGGUAUUACGAACCGUUAGAUGGUUCAAUAAAAUUAUUCAAUCAACAUGUCAAACUAUCUAACGGUUCACAAUACCAUCUUUAUAUGAAGACGUAUUCAUGGAAGUAGCCACCUUAUUUGAAUUUGAUUUAUAGUCCAUUAACUCUUUUUGAGAUUUAAGGUACCUAUUGGAGAUGGGAUGACAAUAUGCAGAAAAAGAUGACCCAGUUUUCAUCGAUUUAUUGAUAUAUUCUGUGCAAUUUUGGGUUGAUGCUUCGGCGGAAAGCAAAUACUUGAUUCAAACAAAAAUCAAUUGAUUUUCAUAGAAAUGGAGAUGUGGCAAAGUCUAUUCUGCUAGGAUUUGGAUCUUCUAAAUUUUAAAUUUUUACUUUAGAAGGUAAAGUGUGAUCUUCUACCCUUGAAUGAUUUCUCUUUCAUAUUUACUCUUGGCCCCACCUAUAAAAUAAAUGGUGAGAGAUCAUACUUUACUCUCUAAAAUGAAAUUCAAACUUUAGAGGAUCCAAAUCCAUUCUGCUAAGGCUCAUUUGUGAAGGAUCUGAAGAACCAUUUUGGCUCCAUAGCGAAUGGAGAGAUAUGAAUGCGUGUAAUUUCUUCAUUGCUUUUACCCCCAAAAUUUUGUAGCUUUUUACACUAACUUCUGAGGUAGCAUGGGAAUUCAGUUAGCUACUACCCUUGGAAUCACAUGGAUUGUAGAUUGAAGAGAAACUUAUUCACAAUGGAACCGAGAAUGAGUGUUAAAUUGAUAGAAAAUUCUACCCAUAAGGGCAUAAGGCUAUAACGGUAUGUUUGGUUAGCUCGGUGGGUGAAAAAAAUGGGUCAAAUAUUUUCAUGGAGGAUAAUGAUGUAUAAAUUUAUAUAUAGAGUUGAUUCAUAAAAAUUUCUACCCUAUUUUCAUCC